This is a messenger RNA of Fonsecaea nubica, 1164 nucleotides long. RefSeq lists its product as hypothetical. The coding region runs from base 1 to 1164 and encodes 387 amino acids. The transcript has 2 exons. Lineage: Eukaryota; Fungi; Ascomycota; Eurotiomycetes; Chaetothyriales; Herpotrichiellaceae. Gene Ontology annotation, molecular function: hydrolase activity, hydrolyzing O-glycosyl compounds. Gene Ontology annotation, biological process: carbohydrate metabolic process. The record is from RefSeq and is a predicted model, not a curated record.
AUGGCGGAUCCCAGCCCUGCUGAGCGCAGCUCACUGUUGUCCGGCCCUAGAAAGAACAAAUGGCUCGACGAGUCCGACUUUUCUGCUCCUCAAGCUCUUGUUACUGUUGUCCGCCGUCGUUUCUUGGGUUGGUUUAUAAUGUUGCUCACGUCGUUCAUUUUCUUUGCGUGCCUGGCGUGGUCUCUGGCCACUCCACAGCAUAAGCGUCAAGCAAGCGGUCCCGUCAUUGGCACAAACUUUCAAGACCCUUCGGUGGUUCGAUUGGACGAUGGAAGCUAUAUUGCCUAUGCUGGAGUCAAUGGGAAUCCUGCCGGGGUUAAUGUCUUGAUCGCUACCUCUCCAGACUUCUCUAGCUGGACCGUUCAUUCAGGUUACGAUGCCUUGCCAAAUCUCCCUUCAUGGGCAGCCUCGCCGCCGCAUGUCUGGGCUCCUGACGUGACUCAGUUGGACAAUGGGAACUUUGUGCUCUACUAUUCAGUAACAAUGGCCGAGUCUCCGGCAAAGCACUGUGUUGCAGCAGCAACAGCUCCAAACCCAGAAGGACCGUUCACGCCUGUCCAGACGCCACUAUUCUGUGAUCUGACAGCCGGCGGGGCCAUCGACGCUGACGGUUUCAACGACCCUACGACUCACCGGCAAUAUGUCAUCUAUAAGGUGGACGGCAACUCGAUCGGCAACGGUGGCGCGUGUUCAAACUCUGUCAAUCCAAUCGCGCCCACACCUCUGAAUCUACAAGAGGUCAACCCGGAUGACGGGUAUACUUUCAUUGGUGGCGCCACCACUGUUUUACUGAACGAUCCUGAUGAUGGGCCUAAUAUCGAAGCGCCCUCGUUGACCUAUGAUGCUUCGUCCGGGACCUAUAUUCUCCUGUACAGCUCCAGAUGUUUCACGACUGCUCCCUACAACAUCAGAUACGCGACCAGCAACAGUGUCUACGGGCCUUACACAAAGCAGUCAAACCCAUUCCUGGCGACUGGAGGCACGGCCGCGAACGUCUACAUCCCUGGGGGCAUUGACAUCACCAAGGAUGGCAAACUGGCCGUCUUCCACGGUGACGUGAAUAUGGGAUGGUUCGCCGGCGACGGGACAGCACGUGUGCGAGCCAUGUACGCCGUUGAGCUUUCGAUCGGAAACGGUGUCGUCAGUCCGGGCACACUAUACUGA